Molecule: messenger RNA, 3771 nt
Organism: Vanderwaltozyma polyspora DSM 70294
Lineage: Eukaryota; Fungi; Ascomycota; Saccharomycetes; Saccharomycetales; Saccharomycetaceae
Exons: 1
Coding region: 1-3771 (1256 amino acids)
Source: RefSeq, a predicted model, not a curated record
AUGCUAUUCAAAGGCUAUAAAUAUAGCCAUGCUGCGCUAAUUUUGAUUGGUGCUUUAGCGCAAUUGUCACAAGCUGAAUUAGAGAAUUUCUAUGACAUGGAAGGUUCAAACGAUUUAAGACAAAGAGACUUUCCUUAUUAUGAUUUCGAAAGAAAUUUACGUGCUGUAGAACCUUUCAGUUUCUCUAACACAACUGCUACCGCAUCUAGUUCCUCUGUGGCUUCCUCUUUAGAAGUGACUUCCUCCGAAGCUGUCACUUCAUCCUCUGAAGCUGCCUCUUCUGAAUCUGUUACUUCAUCCUCUGAAGCUGCCUCUUCUGAAUCUGUUACUUCAUCCUCUGAAGCUGCCUCUUCUGAAUCUGUCACUUCAUCCUCUGAAGCUGCCUCUUCUGAAUCUGUCACUUCAUCCUCUGAAGCUGCCUCUUCUGAAUCUGUCACUUCAUCCUCUGAAGCUGCCUCUUCUGAAGCUGCCACUUCAUCCUCUGAAGCUGCCUCCUCUGAAUCUGUCACUUCAUCCUCUGAAGCUGCCUCUUCUGAAUCUGUCACUUCAUCCUCUGAAGCUGCCUCUUCUGAAUCUGUCACUUCAUCCUCUGAAUCUGCCACUUCAUCCUCUGAAGCUGCCUCCUCUGAAGCUGCCUCUUCUGAACCUGUCACUUCAUCCUCUGAAGCUGCCUCUUCUGAAUCUGUCACUUCAUCCUCUGAAGCUGCCUCUUCUGAAGCUGCCACUUCAUCCUCUGAAGCUGCCUCCUCUGAACCUGUCACUUCAUCCUCUGAAUCUGCCACUUCAUCCUCUGAAGCUGCCUCCUCUGAAGCUGCCUCUUCUGAACCUGUCACUUCAUCCUCUGAAGCUGCCUCUUCUGAAGCUGCCACUUCAUCCUCUGAAGCUGCCUCCUCUGAACCUGUCACUUCAUCCUCUGAAUCUGCCACUUCAUCCUCUGAAGCUGCCUCCUCUGAAGCUGCCUCUUCUGAACCUGUCACUUCAGAAUCAUCCAUUGUUGCAUCUACCAACGCUACUGAAAUCGAAAGUACCGAAUCUGCUUCUGCUACCUUGACUUCAGAAUCAUCCAUUGUUGCAUCUACCAACGCUACUGAAAUCGAAAGUACCGAACCUGCUUCUGCUACCUUGACUUCAGAAUCAUCCAUUGUUGCAUCUACCAACGCUACUGAAAUCGAAAGUACCGAAUCUGCUUCUGCUACCUUGACUUCAGAAUCAUCCAUUGUUGCAUCUACCAACGCUACUGAAAUCGAAAGUACCGAAUCUGCUUCUGCUACCUUGACUUCAGAAUCAUCCAUUGUUGCAUCUACCAACGCUACUGAAAUCGAAAGUACCGAACCUGCUUCUGCUACCUUGACUUCAGAAUCAUCCAUUGUUGCAUCUACCAACGCUACUGAAAUCGAAAGUACCGAAUCUGCUUCUGCUACCUUGACUUCAGAAUCAUCCAUUGUUGCAUCUACCAACGCUACUGAAAUCGAAAGUACCGAACCUGCUUCUGCUACCUUGACUUCAGAAUCAUCCAUUGUUGCAUCUACCAACGCUACUGAAAUCGAAAGUACCGAAUCUGCUUCUGCUACCUUGACUUCAGAAUCUAAUUCAUUCAACCAUACAACUGUAGGGAGUACCGAAACUACUCAAACAUCUGAGAGUGUUAUAAGUUCCUUAUAUACCUCCAUUAACAGCACCCUUGCAAGCUCGUCCACUACUGGAGCUUUAUCAACUCAAAGUGUUUCUGAAUCUGCUAUUUACACAUCCUCAAACACUACCAUCCCUCAAACUUCAGAACCUGUUACGACUAUUACAACAACUGAGUGUUCUGGAGAUGUUUGUUCUACCGUCACUAUCACUGAACCAUGCUCUUCUGAAACUGUCACUUCCACUCAUGAACAAUCUGUUACCACUAUUACUACUACCGAAUGUUCCAAUGACGUCUGCUCCACUGUCACUAUCACUGAACCAUGUUCUUCUGAAACUGUCACUUCCACUCAUGAACAAUCUGUUACCACUAUUACUACUACCGAAUGUUCCAAUGACGUCUGCUCCACUGUCACCAUCACUGAACCAUGUUCUUCUGAAACUGUCACCGCUACCCAUGAACAAUCUGUUACCACUAUUACUACUACCGAAUGUUCCAAUGAUGUCUGCUCUACUGUCACCAUCACUGAACCAUGUUCUUCUGAGACUGUCACCACCCAAGAGCAAAGCAUCACUACUUACACCACUACUGAAUGUUCCAAUGAUGUCUGCUCUACUGUCACUGUCACCGAACCAUGUUCUUCUGAAACUGUCACUCACGCUCCAACAACUACCACCCAUGUUAUCCCAGGUACAACUGUUGUUACUUCUGGUAAGACCACUGUCGUUCCACCAACCACUAUUACACAGGUAGUAUCUUCUGAAACUGUCACCACCCAAGAACAAAGCAUCACUACUUACACCACUACUGAAUGUUCCAAUGAUGUCUGCUCUACUGUCACUGUCACCGAACCAUGUUCAUCCGAGACUGUCACUCACGUUCCAACAACUUCCACUCAUGUUAUCCCAGGUACAACUGUUGUUACUUCUGGUAAGACCACUGUCGUUCCACCAACCACUAUUACAAAGGUAGUAUCUUCUGAAACUGUCACCACCCAAGAACAAAGCAUCACUACUUACACCACUACUGAAUGUUCCAAUGAUGUCUGCUCUACUGUCACUGUCACCGAACCAUGUUCAUCCGAGACUGUCACUCACGUUCCAACAACUUCCACUCAUGUUAUCCCAGGUACAACUGUUGUUACUUCUGGUAAGACCACUGUCGUUCCACCAACUACUAUUACAAAGGCAGUAUCUUCUGCUUCUACCCCAGUUGUUAUCCCAGGCACAACUGUCGUUACUUCUGGUAAGACCACUGUUGUUCCACCAACUACUAUUACAAAGGCAGUAUCUUCUGCUUCUACCCCAGUUGUUAUCCCAGGUACAACUGUUGUUACUUCUGGUAAGACCACUGUCGUUCCACCAACUACUAUUACAAAGGCAGUAUCUUCUGCUUCUACCCCAGUUGUUAUCCCAGGCACAACUGUCGUUACUUCUGGUAAGACCACUGUUGUUCCACCAACGACUAUUACAAAGGCAGUAUCUUCUGCUUCUACCCCAGUUGUUAUCCCAGGCACAACUGUCGUUACUUCUGGUAAGACCACUGUUGUUCCACCAACUACUAUUACAAAGGCAGUAUCUUCUGCUUCUACCCCAGUUGUUAUCCCAGGUACAACUGUUGUUACUUCUGGUAAGACCACUGUUGUUCCACCAACUACUUUAACUCAGGAAGUUUCGUCUAUGACUGUUCCAGUUGUUGUUCCAGGAACUACUAUUGUUACUUCAGGCAAGACUACCGUUAUUCCUUCAAGUACAACUACUGAAACCAGACCAGUUGUUGUUGUUCCUGGCACAACAAUUGUAUCAUCUAGUAGUACUAUUGUUAUUCCACCAACAACAGUCCCACAGGUCGUUUCUUCUGUCACUGCAUCCGUUAUCAUUCCAGGAACUACUAUUAUUACUUCAGGAAGUACCGUUGUUGUUCCACCAACUACUGUUGAAGAAACUACACAAAUAUUUGCUCCACAAACAACAUCUAUUCCACAAGAAUCUAACUCCGCAAUUGAAACAUUCCCAGGCAGUUCUACUACUGAAGGACAAACCAUUUCUAUUUCAUCUUAUACCGGCGGAGCUGGCAAUUUGGUUUCUGAUAGAUCCAUUUUUGGUGCUGUUGUUGUAUUCUUAUUAUCCGUAUUAUUAUGA